GCCCUUAUCGAAAAGUUGGGGAAGGUGAAAAGAAGAAAGAGGAGAGCAGUGGAUUGUUCGCUUUUGGAAGGGAUUCAGAUUGAAGGGGACCGGAGGCCCGGGAGGGAAAGAUAACCCAGAUCCCAGUGUCCCCUGACGAGCCUCUGGUUAAAAUGCAACUAGGGGACAGAGAUGAAUUGGUAGAUUUUCUCGUAGAUACAGGUGCUGCCCAUUCUGUUUUAACUCAAAAACUGAAACCUUUAAGUAAAAAGACUGUGCCGGUGGUAGGGGUUACAGGGAAGGCAGUAACACGAUCCUUCCUACAGCCAAUGACCUGUAAUAUUGGGCAGGCCGAAGUUACCCAUCAAUUCUUGUACAUGCCAAACUGCCCCGUUCCCCUUUUAGGGAGAGACCUCCUCUGUAAACUGCAAGCUACGUUGUCGUUCCAGGAUGGGCAAAUGUUUUUAACAGUGCCUCCUGAAAAGGGGUGGCAUUUACAGGCUUGCCUUCUCGGCCUUCUCCAAGAGGAGAGUACACCGGAUAUUCCUCAACCCCUGCUCGAUGCUGUUGUUCCAUGGGUAUGGGCAGGUCACCGACCUGGGAAGGCUAAAAAUGCUGACCCUGUGAAGAUUCAACUUUUGCCAGGGGCCCAGCCUCCAUGUGUGAAACAAUAUCCAAUGCGGAUGGAAGCCAGGAAAGGACUGAAGCCGUUAGUUGAACGGUUCCUGGAGUAUGGCCUUCUCCGUGAAUGUACAUCAGCUUUUAACACACCCAUCUUGCCUGUGAAGAAGCCUAAGAGUAAUGAAUAUCGUUUCGUCCAAGACUUGAGAGCUGUAAAUAAAGUGGUUGUGAGUAUAUACCCGGCCGUGCCUAAUCCGUACACCUUGCUAUCUGCUUUGAACCCAGAUCAUAAUUGGUUUACGGUUAUUGAUUUAAAAGAUGCCUUCUUCUGUAUACUGAAUUUUCCAUUUCAGCACAAAGCUAUCCACACAGGCGUAUGGGGCAAUAGCAGGGGGCACCCAGAAGACUCCCAUGGGCUUGGGAACUGCCAGAGCUUGGAGAAGUUCUACAACUGCUACAAGAUGAAAAAUGAGGCCCCAGUGACCCUCAUGAACUACGGCAAGCUGCAAGUAGUAGUGAGGGUGAAGGAGAUUAUCACCACUGUGUGCGCUUCCCAGCAACAUCUCCAAGGCUGUGUGGGAAAGGAUCUUUAA
Messenger RNA from Alligator mississippiensis (American alligator), 1193 nucleotides. RefSeq lists its product as uncharacterized. The transcript is spliced from 3 exons. The record is from RefSeq and is a predicted model, not a curated record. Gene Ontology annotation, molecular function: aspartic-type endopeptidase activity. Gene Ontology annotation, biological process: proteolysis. Bases 153 to 1193 code for a protein of 346 amino acids. NCBI's taxonomy places the organism in Eukaryota, Metazoa, Chordata, Crocodylia, Alligatoridae.